Messenger RNA from Gossypium raimondii (Peruvian cotton), 570 nucleotides. RefSeq lists its product as uncharacterized. Bases 1 to 570 code for a protein of 189 amino acids. The transcript is spliced from 2 exons. NCBI's taxonomy places the organism in Eukaryota, Viridiplantae, Streptophyta, Magnoliopsida, Malvales, Malvaceae. The record is from RefSeq and is a predicted model, not a curated record.
AUGCCUAAUGUUGAGGCUAGAGAGGCACCAGCUUCACCGGUGACUGAGUCGGGAUCAUACGAUCGAGCGGCUGGGGAUGAUGCACUAUCCCAAGCUAUGCUCCGUAUUCUGGAAAGGGUCGCAGGGACCAAUACAGGUGCUAUAGGCCAUGGGUCAAUUUCAGAACGGCUCUGGUCGAAUGGAGUAGAAAUUUUUAGGGUUAUUUCUGGAGUAGCCCCUAAUGUGGCAAAAUACUACUUGGAAGCCACAGAAAGAAUAAUGGAUGACCUCAACUGUACCUCUGAGCAAAUGCUAAAAGGUGCAGUGUCUUUACUGCAAAAUGAAGCCUAUCAGUGGUGGCUUACUGUGAGAGAAGCUUUUCAAGGAAAGUAUGAUGGCGCAAGUUAUGUGGACGCCCGAAGAAAGGAAUUCUUGAGUUUGAUUCAAGGGAAUAAAACCGUGGCUGAAUAUGAGGCAGAGUUUCUGCGAUUGAGUUGUUAUGCUCAUGGAAUAGUGGCGACAGAAUAUGAACGCUUUGUGCGAUUUGAGGAUGGCCUCCGGGAUGAGUUACAAGUCUUGAUAGCUCCGUAG